AUGCAUUGUGAGAGGUUUCUAUUUAUCCUGAGAAUAAUUGGAACCACACUUUUUGGAGUCUCUCUCCUCCUUGGAAUCACAGCUGCUUAUAUUGUUGGCUUCCAGUUUUUCCAAACAGAUAAUUACUACUUCUCUUUUGGACUGUAUGGUGCCUUUUUAGCAUCACACCUCAUCAUCCAAAGCCUGUUCGCCUUUUUGGAGCACCGAAAAAUGAAAAAAUCCUUAGAAACUCCCAUCAAAUUGAACAAAACUGUCGCUCUUUGCAUCGCUGCGUAUCAAGAAGACCCAGACUACUUACGGAAAUGUUUGCAAUCUGUGAAAAGGCUCACCUACCCUGGGAUUAAAGUGGUCAUGGUCAUCGAUGGGAACUCAGAAGAUGACCUCUACAUGAUGGACAUCUUCAGUGAAGUCAUGGGCAGGGACAGGUCAGCCACUUAUAUUUGGAAGAACAACUUUCACGAGAAGGGGCCCGGGGAGACAGAGGAGUCCCAUAAAGAAAGCUCCCAACAUGUCACCCAGUUGGUCUUGUCCAACAAAAGUAUUUGCAUCAUGCAAAAAUGGGGUGGAAAAAGAGAAGUCAUGUACACGGCCUUCAGAGCACUGGGACGGAGCGUGGAUUAUGUGCAGGUUUGUGAUUCAGACACCAUGCUAGACCCAGCCUCAUCUGUGGAGAUGGUAAAAGUUUUAGAAGAAGACCCCAUGGUUGGAGGAGUUGGAGGAGAUGUCCAGAUUUUAAACAAGUAUGAUUCCUGGAUAUCCUUCCUCAGCAGCGUGAGAUACUGGAUUGCUUUUAACAUAGAAAGGGCCUGUCAGUCUUAUUUUGGGUGUGUCCAGUGCAUUAGUGGACCCCUGGGGAUGUACAGAAACUCGCUGCUGCAUGAAUUUGUGGAAGACUGGUACAAUCAGAAAUUUAUGGGCAGCAAAUGCAGUUUUGGUGAUGACCGGCAUCUAACGAACAGAGUGCUGAGUCUGGGCUAUGCAACAAAAUACACAGCUCGGUCCAAGUGCCUUACGGAGACACCUGUCGAGUACCUCCGAUGGUUAAACCAGCAGACCCGUUGGAGCAAGUCAUACUUCCGAGAGUGGCUGUACAAUGCCAUGUGGUUUCAUAAACAUCACUUGUGGAUGACCUACGAAGCGGUUAUCACUGGAUUCUUCCCUUUCUUUCUCAUUGCCACAGUAGUCCAGCUCUUCUACCAGGGCAAAAUUUGGAACAUCCUCCUCUUCUUGUUGACUGUCCAGUUAGUCGGUCUCAUCAAAUCAUCCUUUGCCAGCUGCCUUAGAGGAAAUAUUGUCAUGGUCUUCAUGUCCCUCUACUCAGUGUUGUACAUGUCAAGUUUACUUCCUGCCAAGAUGUUUGCAAUUGCAACGAUAAACAAAGCUGGGUGGGGCACAUCUGGAAGGAAAACCAUUGUUGUGAAUUUCAUAGGACUCAUUCCAGUCUCGGUUUGGUUUACAAUCCUCCUGGGUGGUGUGAUCUUCACCAUUUAUAAGGAAUCUAAAAAGCCAUUCUCAGACUCCAAGCAGACAGUUCUAAUUGUUGGAACAUUGCUCUAUGCAUGCUAUUGGGUUAUGCUUUUGACUCUGUAUGUGGUUCUCAUCAAUAAGUGUGGCAGGCGGAAGAAGGAACAGUAUGACAUGGUGCUUGAUGUAUGA
Pipistrellus nathusii (Nathusius's pipistrelle) is the source of this 1656-nucleotide messenger RNA. The record is from the annotation of a GenBank genome assembly. Lineage: Eukaryota; Metazoa; Chordata; Mammalia; Chiroptera; Vespertilionidae.